AUGUAUCAUAUCGACUACUUUCACGUGGGAAACAACACCCUUUUAUCUAUCUAUCUAUCUAUCUAUCUAUCUAUCUAUCUAUCUAUCUAUCUCUUCUGUUCGCUUCCUGCGGCCUCUUCUCUCUUCCUCGCCCGACAUUCGCAUAGCUGUUGGCGGUGUGCGUCUUUCCCGGGAACCACCCAAAUAAUUUCCACUGCGUUCACCUUCAUCUCGCUCCGAACUUUUGUCAAUUCUCUCUCUCUCUCUCUCUCUCUCUCUCUCUCUCUCUCUCUUAUCUAUCUAUCUAUCUAUCUAUUUAUAUAUAUAUAUUUAUAUGUUCGUCUUUUCAUUUCUAUCUAUCUAUCUAUCUAUCUAUCUAUCUAUCUAUCUAUCUAUCUAUCUAUAUUCGCCUUUUCAGUUGUAUCUUAUUUAGUUGUAUCUAUCUGUCUCUCUCUCUCUCUAUAUAUAUAUAUAUAUUUAUACGUUCGUUUUUUCAUUUCUAUCUAUCUAUCUGUCUAUCUAUCUAUCUAUCUAUAUUUAUAUGUUCGUCUUUUCAUUUCUAUCUAUCUAUGUAUAUAUAUAUAUAUAUAUAUUUAUAUGUUCGUCUUUUCAUUUUCUCUCUCUCUCUCUCUCUCUCUCUAUAUAUAUAUAUAUAUAUAUAUAUAUAUAUAUAUAUAUAUAUUCGUCUUUUCAUUUUAUCAUAUCUAUCUAUAUCUAUCUAUCUAUCUAUCUAUCUAUCUAUCUAUCUAUCUAUCUAUCUCCAACAGAAUAUUAGGGUUCACAUCAUUUAUUCAUGUAAAACAACAAUUUCUCUCACAUUCAUCAUUUUUUCCAUUUUUUAUAGAAAGAUUGAACGGAUUUAUUUAA
This is a messenger RNA of Acanthosepion pharaonis, 846 nucleotides long. The record is from the annotation of a GenBank genome assembly. Lineage: Eukaryota; Metazoa; Mollusca; Cephalopoda; Sepiida; Sepiidae.